Molecule: messenger RNA, 1075 nt
Organism: Rhipicephalus sanguineus (brown dog tick)
Lineage: Eukaryota; Metazoa; Arthropoda; Arachnida; Ixodida; Ixodidae
Product: retinol dehydrogenase 7
Exons: 5
Coding region: 1-1074 (357 amino acids)
Molecular function (GO): oxidoreductase activity
Source: RefSeq, a predicted model, not a curated record
AUGGCGACAGUUACCCAGAUGGCCGUGCCAACUGCGGCUCUUCUAUGGCUUCUCAGCUGGCGAUUGCCGCAUCACACGCUGGAACUGGUCACCGCCGCUGCUCUGGCAGCGUUUGCAGUGUUCGUGUCGUACUGGACACUGUGGCACGUACGAAGACGCUUCCUCAACGCAUCUGUCGAAGCACGAGGAAAGAGCGUUCUCAUUACAGGCUGUGAUACCGGCCUUGGCCACAUCUUGGCUAAGCAGUUGGCUGCCGAUGGCUUCUUCGUCUACGCGGGAUGUCUCAGUGCCGCUGGAGAGGGAGCCAAAAUCCUUCGCACCAAGACCAACAUAGAGGUGCUACAGAUGGACGUAACAAAAGAUGACGACGUCGAGGCUGCAUAUGAAACCGUGGAGAGAACUCUUGGCAAAAGAGAGCUGUGGGCGGUUGUGGCCAAUGCUGGCGUACCGAGUCUCGGCUACAUUGAGUGGCAACCCAUGAGCCGGAUACAGUACGUGUUCCAAGUGAAUACCUUCGGUGUGGUCCGAGUCGCAAGGGCAUUCCUGCCACUCAUGCGCAAGACUCCGGGCAGCAGGCUUGUCAUCGUCACCAGUCUUUUAGGACGAAUGUCAAUGCCUGCAUCGAUGACCUACUGCAUGUCGAAGCACGCUUCCACAUCGCUGGCGGAUGCCCUUCGCCGCCAAUACUACGACAGGGGUGUGCACGUGAGCACAGUUGAGCCAGGUGCAUACAGGACUCCCAUGGCCAACCACGACACCAUGGCGGAGACACUGCGCAAUGACCUGAGCCUCUUGCCACCUCGCGUGCGCAGCGGCAUAAGCGACCACUCCCUGGGAAGUCUGCGCAAGUCGUCCGACACUCUGUACUCGUCCAUCAUGAGGGACGACUCGCAAGAGGCCGUGGACGUCAUGAAGUCGGCCGUGCGAGACCUCAUUCCCAAGGCCUACUACAGGGCCGGCGGACUCAAGGACAUUCUCCUGCGCCGGCUGUACGAGGUGGCACCGGCAGAAGUGACGGACGAAGUGGUCCACAUGAUCCGCAAAGUUGCCCGGGCUGCGAGGCGCAAAGCAUAGA